Paramecium sonneborni is the source of this 996-nucleotide messenger RNA. NCBI's taxonomy places the organism in Eukaryota, Ciliophora, Oligohymenophorea, Peniculida, Parameciidae. The record is from the annotation of a GenBank genome assembly.
AUGCUAAAAAAAUUUUAAACUUUCUCAUUUUGCACAACACUCUAUUAAAAAUUAGGAGUACAACCUAGUGAUUCUAUUGAUACAAUUAAGUCUGCCUAUAUAAAAUUGGCUAAAAUAUAUCAUCCUGAUGUAAAUUUAGAAUAAAAAGAAUAAGAAUUUAAAGAAAUUACAAAUGCAUACAAUAUUUUAAAAGACCCUGCUAAAAGGAAACUAUAUGAUUUAUCAAUAGAUUUCUAAUAGAAUUCAAGAAGUGAAUCUAAUUAUGGCUCUAAUAAUGAAUCUUAUUAAGAAAAGUAAUAUCAUAAUAAUCCUGGAUGGCAAUAUAAUGGAGAGUAAUAAAAUUAAUGGCAUAAUAAUAAUAAUUAGAAAAAUACUUAUCAAUAGAGAACUUAUUAAUAUACUUAAUAGAAGAGUAAUUCUAAUUAAAUCUAUGGAUUAUUAGCUUUAGGGGGAAUCUCUAUAGUUUUUUGGUCAAUUUUAUCAGAUGAUGAUGAUUAUUCUGAAAAACCAAGAAUCACUAAACCUGCAGCUCCUUCAAUUAAAAUAAGUGAAAACCCAACUUCUUAUGCAGAACUUAAAUAAAUUUAUGAUUCUAUUGAAUAAAUUGACAGUAAAAAGAUGUAAAGAUAUUACACUCAUUAAGCUGAAGAAGAUUAAACUGAAUUAAGAAGAUAGAAUUUGAUUUAUUAGGGAUAAAACUUAAAUGAUUCUCCAUUUAUCAUAGAAUAGAGAAGAAAGAUGAUGAAUGAGGAAAUGAAAUAAAAAAAAUUUAAAAUUUAAGUUGAAUAAUAUGAAAAAGUUAUUAAGGGUGAUUCUAAGAUUCUAAAAAGAAAAGAUUAAAAUUCUGAGAAAAAAGAGUUAAAGACUAAAUAGGGAGAUCUAACCUUAUAAGGAUUUGCAAAACAAAACAAAUUGGAUAUAAAUAAAUCAAGUCCUGUAUAAUAAAAUCAACCUAUCAAUAUAAGUAUUGAACAUUUAGAAUAAGGUUAUAUGUGA